CACUUUUCGAUAUCAUUAUAUUUUAAUUAAAAACCGGGUCGGCUCUCUCUCUGUCUCUUGCAUUAACUGAAGAGCUUCUCCUUAGUUACUUUCUUUCUUUUCUCCGAAUUUCGAUCCUCUGCUCUGCUCCAGCUUUCAACUUUCAACUUUCACAGCUCUCGGAUUCGAUCGGAUCAUCUUCGCUUGCUUCGGAACUCAGUUUCUCUCGGUUUCUUUUUUUAUUCUUUUUUUGUCUUCUCUGCUGUUGCACAAGGGCUCAAAUAUCAAGGAAUUGUGUGCAUUACAGGGCUCAAAUUACAGAUUAUCUUGAUGUGAUACUGCUAAGAAGUUGAAAAUCUAUAGAAAAGAUGGUGAAACAUCGCUUUAGAGAGUCUAUUAAAUCUUUGUUUGGAAGUCACAUUGACUCUAAUAAAGAAGAGCAGCUCCAGGAAGCUAAAGCAGAAAUUGAAGACAAAGUGAAAAGGAUAUUGAAACUUAUUAAAGAGGACAACCUUGAAGAGGAUGGUACCCCAGUAGAACAUUCUAAGAAGGAACCGCUUGUUGAACUGAUUGAAGAUUUCCACAAUCAAUACCAAUCACUGUAUGCACAAUAUGAUCAUCUAACGGGCGAGUUAAGGAAAAAGAUUAAGGGCAAGCGAGAAAAGGGUAGUUCUUCAUCCAGCUCAGACUCUGAUUCAGAUUCAGACUAUUCUUCAAAGGACAGAGACAACAAAAACGGACAACUGGAAAAUGAAUUUCAAAAGACAAUUCAUGACUUAAGGCAAGAACUUGAAGUGGUGCAUAUAGAAGUGGCUGAGUUAAAUCGUAAGUUGACAAUCACACAUGAAGAGAAGGAGGAUCUUAAUUCAAAAUAUCUUGCAGCAUUGAGCAAGAUACAAGAAGCAGACAAAAUUAACAUGGACUUGAAAACUGAUGCUGAAGCAUUAGGCACUCAAAGAUUAAAACUUUUGGUUGAGAAUGCUGAACUAAAUAAACAACUGGACACUGCUGGUAAAAUAGAAGUUGAACUGAGUCAAAAAUUGGAAGACUUAACAGCAGAAAAAGAUAGUUUGACCAUGGAGAAGGAAACAGCUCUCCAACAGAUUGAGGAGGAAAAGAAGAUUACUGAUGGCUUGAGAACCCUUGUUGAUCAACUGAAAGAUGAGAAUUUAGCACUUGGCAAAGAGUUAGAGGCAGUUACAGGUGAAUUUUCCAUUCUGAAACAGCAGUUGGAACAUGCAGAACAGCAAAUGACAGAUAUAAGGCACAAUCUGAAAGUUGCUGAGGAAGAAAAUGAAUCUUUAAAAGUGAAACUUUCACAGGCUUCAAAUGAGGUUCACCUGGCUCACAAUAGAAUACAAGAUUUUGUAGCUGAAUCAAGUCAGUUAAAGGAGAAACUUGAUGAGAGUGGAAGGGAAAUUUCUGCCCUCACUCAGAUGCAUGAAGGAUAUCAGAAAGAAUCCUCAAAUCAAAUCAGGGAACUGGAGGCACAAGCCACAACCCUGGAGCAGGAAUUAGAAUCACUGCAAAACCAGAAGAGAGAUAUGGAAGAGCAAAUUAAGAGCAGCACAACUGAAGCGGGGGAACUAGGAGAGCUCAAUUCAGGACUACAAAACCAAAUAUCAGAACUUGAAAUAAAGUCCAGAGAAAGAGAAGAGGAGCUAUCUGCUAUGAUGAAGAAACUCAAAGAUAAUGAGAAUGAGUCAUCUUCUAAAAUGUCAGAUUUAACAUCUCAGAUAGAUAAGCUGCUGGCCGAUAUAGGCACAUUACAUGCUCAGAAAAAUGAACUGGAAGAGCAGAUCAUUUCUAAAAGUGAUGAAGCUUCGACUCAAGUCAAAAGCAUUACAAAUGAGUUGAAUGCGUUGCGGCAAGAAGUGGAGUCCCUCCAACACCAGAAAUUGGACUUGGAAUUUCAGUUAGUGGAAAAAGUCCAAGAAAAUUCUGAGUAUGUGAUUCAAAUGCAAACUCUGAAAGAGGAAAUUGACAGAAAAAUCCUGGAACAAGAGAGACUUCUGGAAGACAAGGAAAAUUUAGCCAUGAAGCUAAGGACCCUGGAAUUAGAGAUGAACACUAUAAAGAAUAAAAACAGUGAAGCUGAAGAGCAAAUAAGGGCUAAAAGCCAUGAAAUCAGUCACAUGAGUAAGGGAAUGCUGGAGCUACACGAAAAAAUAGCAGAAAUAGAGAAAAUAUCAACAGAUAGAGAAUCACAUUUCUUAGUUCUCCAGGAUAAAUUUAUUAAUGCGGAGCAAGUGGUUUCAGCUAAAAUAAAGGUAUCCAGUGAACAAAUUAAGAAUCUUGAACAUGAUCUGGCUUCCCUGCAUCAGGAGAAACAGGAAUUAGAACAGCAGUGUGAAAAGAUGAAGUUGGAGGUGGAUUCCAUACAGAACCAGAAGAGUGAAAUUGAAGAACAAAUGAGAGCUAAAGACCAUGAGAACUCUGGGCUGAGAGAGGAAAAUUUGGGAUUUCAGGGAACAAUUACUGUUCAGGAGAACACAUUAGCCGAGAAAGAGGCAGAGCUAUCCUCUUUACAGGAAAAGCUUCACGAAAAAGAGAGUGAGGCUUCAGGCCAAAUAACUGCCUUCACAGUCCAAAUUGAUAAUCUAAAACAUGAUUUGGUGUCUUGGCAGAAUGAGAAACAGGAAUUAGAACAGCAGUGUGAAAAGCUGAAGAUGGAGCUGGAUUCAACAAACAACCAGACGGGUGAAAUUGAAGAGCAGCUGAUAGCUAAAGACCAUGAGAACACUGAACUGAGAGAGGAAAUUUUGAGACUGCAGGAAGCGAUUGCUGCACUGGAGAAAACAUUAGCUGAGAAAGAAUCAGAGUUAUCCACUUUACAGGAAAAGCUUCACGAAAAAGAGAGUGAGGCUUCAGGGCAAAUAAUUGCCUUCACGUCUCAAAUUGAUAAUCUGCAAAAAGACCUGCUUUCCUUUCAGAAAACAAAAGAAGAACUGGAGCUCCACUGUGAAAAAAUUAGCGAAGAACAUGCACAAAGCCUUGUAAUGGUAGAGAAUGAAAAGAAUGACAUAUCAAGCAGAACUAUGGAUCUUAAGAGAUCACUGGAAGAGCGAGAAGAUUCAUAUCAGAAGUUGAAUGAAGAGUAUAAACAAAUCGAUAGUUUGUUUAAGGAAUGCAUGGUCAAACUUGAAGUUGCAGAGAAGAAGAUUGAAGAAAUGGCAGGAGAGUUUCAUGAAGGCAUUGAGUCGAAAGAUAAGAAGGUAGCUGAUUUGGAACAUACAGUGGAAGAGCUUAAAAGAGACCUAGAAGAGAAAGGAGAUGAAAUCAGUACUUCGGUUGAGAAUGUUCGGAUGCUUGAGGUUAAGCUUCGUCUGUCAAACCAGAAGCUCCGGGUCACAGAACAAUUGUUGAGUGAGAAGGAAGAAAGCUUUAGGAAGGCAGAGGAAAAGUUUCAGCAAGAUCAGAGAGCCCUUGAGGACAGGAUUGCUACUUUGUCAGCAAUAAUAACGGCCAACAGUGAAGCUUUUGAUGAAAUUGUUUCUAAUCUUAAAGAGCGUGUGAACAAUGUCACGACUGGCAUAGAAACUAUAAGCUGGAAAGUUUCUGAUGACUGUAAAAAUUUCGAGGACAGUAUCUCUAACAUCUCACACGAGCUAGGGGUUGCAAAGGACCAUGUGAGGGAGAUGAAUAGGGAAAAAGAGCAGUUAAAGAGAGACAAAAACCACUUGUUGGAGCAGCUGCAGAUUAAAAAAGAACAGGAAGUGGCUUUGAGGAAGAGUGUUGAGAAGCUAGAGGCAAAAGCAAGCAAGGAGGAAUCAGAGAAGAUGAAUCUGACAACAACUGUAGUUCAACUAAAUAGGACAGUUGGAGAGCUUGAGAAAAAGAUGAAAGAGAAAGAGGAUGGCAUGCUGGACUUGGGAGAGGAGAAGAGGGAGGUCAUUAGGCAGUUGUGUUUGUGGAUUGAUUAUCACCGCAGUCGUUAUGAUUAUCUCAAGGACAUUCUAUCGAAGUCUCGCAGAGGCCAGAGUGCAGCAUAAAUCCUCUUUUCUUUUCUUUUUUUGUAUGCAGCUUGUUCGUUGUGGUGAUUCAACUUCUCAUUAGCUCAUUUUUUGUUCAUGUGAAUUGAUUCUUUUUGUGCGUGUUUGUAAUUUAAUUUGUCCAGUAUCAGGAGCAUCGUAUAGAAUUAGAUUUGUUCUUCCCUUGAAUUUGAACUGAAUAAUGGUACAGCAGUUUUUUCCUUAA
Messenger RNA from Glycine soja, 4176 nucleotides. RefSeq names its product COP1-interactive protein 1. Gene Ontology annotation, molecular function: actin binding. The transcript is spliced from 4 exons. NCBI's taxonomy places the organism in Eukaryota, Viridiplantae, Streptophyta, Magnoliopsida, Fabales, Fabaceae. The record is from RefSeq and is a predicted model, not a curated record. Bases 348 to 3971 code for a protein of 1207 amino acids.